This is a messenger RNA of Zingiber officinale, 1948 nucleotides long. RefSeq names its product protease Do-like 10, mitochondrial. Gene Ontology annotation, molecular function: serine-type endopeptidase activity; protein binding. Gene Ontology annotation, biological process: proteolysis. The record is from RefSeq and is a predicted model, not a curated record. The transcript is spliced from 8 exons. Bases 32 to 1708 code for a protein of 558 amino acids. NCBI's taxonomy places the organism in Eukaryota, Viridiplantae, Streptophyta, Magnoliopsida, Zingiberales, Zingiberaceae.
CCUUGCUUCGUCCUACGAAUCACAGCCCACUAUGCUCUCCUCCCUCCGCCGCCUCUCCUCCCUCCGCCGCCGCCCCUUCCCCCUUCGCCCCUCCACUCCCCUCCGCCGAGCUCCUUCUGAUCCGUUUCUACCGUUUCCGCGCAUCCCCACCUCCUCCGCUGCCUUCUCCACAGCCGCCCCCUUCGAUGGUGUCAUCGGCGGGGAUUCUCCUACUGCGUCAGAAAAGGAUGGAGAUACGGUGGGAUACCGACACACCGACGCGUACAAGGCGAUCCAGCUCGCUCUCGAUUCGGUCGUGAAGGUGUUCACUGUUUCCAGCAGCCCCAAUUUCUUCAUGCCGUGGCAGAGGAAGGUGCAGAGGGAGAUCUUCGGUUCUGGAUUUGUGAUUCCUGGGCGGCAAAUUGUAACUAAUGCUCAUGUAGUUGCUGAUCACACAUAUGUACUGGUAAGAAAGCAUGGUUCACCAACCAAAUACAAGGCAGAAGUUCAAGCUAUCGGUCAUGAAUGUGAUUUAGCUCUUCUCACUGUGGAAAAUGAGGAAUUUUGGGAUGGUAUGAUUUUUCUGCAGCUGGGUGACAUUCCUUAUAUACAAGAAGAAGUUGCUGUUGUUGGUUACCCUCAAGGUGGAGACAACAUUUCUGUUACCAAAGGCGUGGUAUCUAGAGUAGAACCAACACAAUAUGUUCAUGGUGCUACCCAGCUAAUGGCCAUACAAAUUGAUGCAGCUAUUAACCCAGGAAACAGUGGAGGACCAGCAAUUAUGGGUGACAAGGUUGCUGGAGUUGCUUUUCAGAACCUUUCAGGUGCAGAAAAUAUCGGGUACAUUAUUCCUGUUCCAAUUAUCAAACACUUCAUUUCUGGAGUGGAAGAGAAGGGUGAAUAUGUGGGAUUUUGCUCUCUUGGAGUGUCAUGCCAACCUACAGAAAAUUGUUAUCUUCAGAGUUACUUCUGCAUAAAGCAAGAUAUGACUGGUGUUCUUGUUAAUAAAAUCAAUCCUCUAUCACAUGCUCAUACAAUGUUGAAGAAAGAUGAUAUCAUCCUUAAAUUUGAUGGAGUGCCCAUUGCAAGUGAUGGAAGUGUACCAUUUCGAAACAGAGAGAGAAUACUUUUUGAUCACCUUGUGUCUAUGAAGAAACCAGGGGAAACAGCUCUUCUCCAUGUAUUGAGAGAUGGGAAGGAGCAUCAGUUCAAUGUUUCUCUUCAACCAUUACAAACUUUAGUUCCGGUCCAUCAGUUUGAUAAACUUCCAAGCUACUACAUAUUUGCUGGUCUAGUUUUUAUUCCAUUGACCCAACCCUACCUCCAUGAGUAUGGGGCGGAAUGGUACAACACUUCACCACGCCGGUUAUGCGAACUAGCAUUGCGUGAAUUGCCCCAAAAGGCUGGCGAACAACUCGUCAUUCUUUCUCAGGUUUUGAUGGAUGAUGUCAAUACAGGAUACGAACGGUUCACGGAAUUGAAGGUGAAGAAAAUCAACGGCGUCGAAGUUGGGAACCUAAAGCAUUUGCAUGACCUUGUGGAAGGUUGCUCCGAGGAAAGCCUACGACUGGAUUUAGACGAAGAGAAAGUCAUCAUUUUUAACUACAACAACGCGCGGCUUGCUACACCGAGAAUUCUGAAGCGCCACAGAAUACCUUCAGCUGUGUCGAGUGAUCUAGUCGAUGAGCAAGAAACCAAUGGUGAAACUGCGGUGGCAUCCUCAAGUUGACUUCAUUGUUUACAUCUCUUCUUUAGAAUUUUGAAGGCAUUACCAUUCAAACCUUGAAGGUAGAAAGAUUCUUUUCCCUUAAAGGGCAUGUUUCUUAGCAGGGAAAGAAACUAAGGUCGAGGGAAGUCUUAAAAAUAGGAUUAAUAUUUAGAUUAUUUGUUAUUAUUGAUAUGUAGACGUUAAAAAUUAGUUUAGAUGGCGAAUUAAUACCUAUUUGCAAUUGAUUUUAAUUUUUUCUAA